UUCACCACUACUCCCAAGUUCGAAUAUGUCGUCUUCCAUGCCAGUUGUCAGCCGGCGAUUGUGUGCCUCCGCACGCUAUCUCGUCACAUCAGGAACAUGACAGGCAGUUUGAAGCUUCCACAGAUCUCACAAUCUCCGAAUAGUUCUGACCGCUGCAUCCUUUCCAAUCGGCACCAGAUACUAUCCAAUUAUAUGGGGUGGGAGAUCUCACGAUGUUCCCAAAGCUCGUUGCUCUCGAUACAGAUGGUACGAUCUUUACCGGUCAGCUUGACCAAGAUGUAUGGGGAAAGGGUCCGAGGGCUGCUCAUAAGCUUGCGGAUAACAUCCACAAGGUUGACGAGCUCACCCUCGAGGACAGAAGCGAUCGCGACAACAAGAUCAAAAUGAACCCCGACAUUCCUAAGAUCGUCACCGAUAUCCUCAGCAAAGGUGCCUCUCUUGCUAUCGUGUCACGGAAUACCAGCAAGGCUUUAUGCGACCGAGCUCUAUACUAUUUUCACACCAUAGAUCCCAAGUCUGGAGAAACGAAACCGAUAAUCAAGCUUGUACGCUACGAUGAAGUCGUCGAUGAACCAAAAUCCGAACAUUUUAAACGAAUCCAUGGGUGGUGCAAGUACGACUACACCGAUAUGGUCUUUUUCGACGACGAGGCUCCAGACGAUGUCAGCGAUCUCGGAGUCGUCGUAAACGGCUGUCCACCCGAAACCGGCUUAACUUGGGAAACCUACUCGAAAGGGAUUGCACACUGGGUCAAAACAAAGAACGGGGGACCAACGCCUGGGUCGACCACUAAAUUAGAGAUUGCUCACUUCAACGACGUCUAUCAAGUUGGAGAUCAAAAGGUUAAGAUUGAUGGCAAGCAGGAGACUAUUGACGUCACCAAGUUUGCAUCUUCAUUGGCCGGCAUAACCUCCAAAUGGGGUCAGAGGCAAGACGGCAAGAAGGAUGGCCUGAUCGUCUUCUCUGGUGACUUGUUUUCGCCAUCAACAGAGAGCUCCAUCACUCGUGGCAAGCACAUGCCGCCUGUCGUCAAUGCUCUCGGAGUCGACGUUGGAUGUGUUGGAAAUCAUGAAUUUGACCUUGGCGUUCCCCAACUUCAAAAGUUAAUCAAAGAUACCUCAUUCCCCUGGCUUCUGAGUAAUGUCGUCGACGAGAAUACCGGAAAGGCGCCUGAAACCAUGGCCGAAUUAUACGUGCUGGAGAGAGCUGGGGUUCGCAUUGGCUUUGUUGGUCUCGUCGAAAAAGAGUGGAUCGCCACGGUAACCGGAUGGCCUGCAAAUUACAAGUGGAUGGACAUGGCAGAGGUUGGCAAGAAAUUGUCCACCGUCCUUCGUGACCCCGCCGGUGAACACAAAUGUGAUCUUGUCGUCGCGGUGACCCAUUCACG
Messenger RNA from Marasmius oreades (fairy-ring Marasmius), 1387 nucleotides. RefSeq lists its product as uncharacterized. Gene Ontology annotation, molecular function: phosphatase activity. Lineage: Eukaryota; Fungi; Basidiomycota; Agaricomycetes; Agaricales; Marasmiaceae. The record is from RefSeq and is a predicted model, not a curated record. The transcript is spliced from 13 exons. Gene Ontology annotation, biological process: nucleotide catabolic process. The annotation marks the transcript as partial.